UAGGUCACCAACGUUUGUUGUCAAAAGUGCAGCAGCCUGUCUCUGAAACUUUCCCAGCGCGUGCACAAAACCCGCCUUCCCCAGCCCAGACCCAUGCACACAUUUCCUAAUAAGGCUCCCGCUAACGCUGAGGCAUUAACUGGCCCCAUGUUUCUUGCUGUUCUGAGGGGCAGGGGAGCUUAAAAACCCCCACUUGGAUGGUGCAAUUGAGGAAUUCUGCAGGAGGAGGAGGAGGAAGGGAACUGGCUAAAGUUCCCUCCGAGUCUCUCGCCCUCUGUCCCCCGGGAGGCUUCCUAGAGCAGCCGCGGCAGAUCGCACUCUAACCAUGGGAGAUGUGAAACUGGUGUCAUCAACUCGUAUUUCCAAAACCUCUGUGACGCUGGAGCACUCACCUCUCAGCCCCUCUGUCCCAACAGAAGCACCAGCAUUCACGCUUCCUCCUAGGAAUAUCCGGGUGCUGCUGGGAGGCACGGCCAGAUUUGAGGGGAAGGUCAGGGGCUAUCCAGAACCUCAGAUCACAUGGUACAGAAAUGGACUUCCCAUCACAGAGGGAGAGUAUUACGUAGUGGACUGCAGCAUUCGAGGGAUUUUCAGCUUAGUGAUCAAAAAUGUGCAAGAGGAAGAUGGUGGAAAAUAUACUUGUGAAGCUGCAAAUGAUGGUGGAGUUCGCCAGGUGACUGUGGAGCUAACUGUGGAAGGAAACUCCUUGAAGAAAUACAGCCUGCUGUCCAGUGCCAAAACCCUUGGGGGGAGAUUUUCUGUUCCGUCAGUGGAGAACAGGCCAAGCAUCUGGGGAGAAAGUCCACCAAAGUUUGCUACAAAACCCAACAGAGUCAUUGUGCGUGAAGGCCAGACAGGCAAAUUCUCCUGUAAAAUAACAGGACGACCACAGCCUCAAAUAACUUGGUUUAAGGGUGAUAUUCAGUUGCAGCAAAAAGAUCGUUUCAACAUGUUUGAGAAAGCAGGCAUCCAGUUCUUGGAAAUCCAAAAUGUCCGUCUGGCUGAUGCUGGAACUUAUACUUGUACCGUGAUGAAUAGCGCUGGGAAGGCAUCCGUGUCUGCAGAACUCAUGGUUCAAGGUUCAGAUAAGACAGACCUGUAUGUUCACCCAUUAUGCACUCCAACAAAAUCAACUUCCACUGCAACCAAAGCUAUUGAAAAUUCAGAAUUCAAACUGGCAACUAGCAAUGGGAUUGCUAAGGAACUGAAAUCCAGCAGCACUGACCUCACAGUUGAAACCAAAGAGAGGACAGCAGUAAAGAAAGAGGCCUCUUCUAUCUCCUCCAAAGAAGCCAAGGACAAUAGACAACGACAGCUCAGAGAAAUCAACACAGAACCCGCUCAGGAACCUAAAGGAGAAGCAAGGGGAUCUCGGGGCCUACAGAAAACUUCCAGCACCAUAACGCUGCAAGCCAUUAAAAUGCAACCAGAACCAAAGGCAGAAUCCACGGCCACUUCUACUGGACAGGAUGAGGACAGGAAAGGGAUCACACAGCCCCUGACGACAACUCGACAAACUGCUUCUCUCAUCAGACAAGCUGGUCCAAGGAGUAGGGAAGCAGAAAACAGAGUUGGAACAAGGAAGAGCACAACAGAGGAGAAGAGGGAGCCUCAGGGAGUCCCUCCGCAGUUCGAGAGCCGUCCACAAAGCCAGGAAGUAUUAGAAGGCCAGGAGGUCAAAUUCAAAAGCAAAGUUUCAGGGAAACCAAAACCAGAUGUGGAAUGGUUCAAAGAGGGAGCCCCUGUAAAAGGAAGAGAUGGCAUCCAAAUAUACGAAGAGGAUGGAAUUCAUUGCUUGUGCUUAAUGAAAACCCACUUGGGAGACAGUGGGUCCUAUAGCUGUACAGCCUUCAACCCCAGAGGUCGAACUUCCAGCAGCUGGGUGUUAAGUGUAGAAAGGUCUAAAGUUGAAGAGAUGGCUCCAAGGUUUUCCAGUGUCUUGAAGGGAUGUACAGUGAGUGAAGGGCAAGAUUUUGUGCUGCAGUGUUCUGUGGAAGGUACACCUGUGCCUCAGAUCACCUGGCUCCUCAACGAUGAACCAAUUCAGUAUGCCCAUUCCAUCUUCGAAGAUGGGGUUGCAAAGUUGACUGUACAAGAUGCCUUACCAGAAGAUGAUGGUGUUUAUACCUGUCUGGCAGAAAACAGCACAGGACGGGCAUCCUGCAGUGCUCAAGUCACCGUCAAAGAAAAGAAAAGCAGCAAGAAAGUGGAAAGCACACAGUCUGUUCAGACAAACAACGCCUUUGCACCAGUCUUCCUUAAAGGCCUGACUGACCUCAAGGUCAUGGAUGGAAGCCAAGUAAUAAUGACUGUGGAAGUAUCAGCUAACCCACCUCCUGAAAUUAUCUGGCUGCACAAUGGGAAAGAAAUCCAAGAGACAGAAGACUUUCACUUUGAAAAGAAAGGCAAUGAAUACAGCCUGUACAUUCAGGAAGUAUUCCCUGAGGACACAGGCAAAUAUACCUGCGAAGCAUGGAAUGACUUAGGAGAAACUCAGACCCAAGCAACUUUGACUGUACAAGAACCUCAGGACGGUAUUCAACCCUGGUUCAUUAGCAAACCACGAUCUGUGACAGCGGCUCCUGGACAGAAUGUCCUUAUUUCCUGUGCCAUUGCUGGAGACCCUUUCCCCACAGUUCAUUGGUUUAAAGAUGGGCAGGAAAUAAUGUCGGGAGCAGAGUGCGAGAUCCUGCAAAACGAGGACAUCUUCACGCUGAUCAUGAGGAAUGUGCAGCACCGUCAGGCUGGGCAGUAUGAAAUCCAGCUCAGGAACCAAGUUGGAGAAUGCAGCUGCCAGGUGUCUCUGAUGCUGAGAGAGAGUUCAGUUUCCGGAGGAGAAAUGCACAGAGAUGGUAGGGAACCAGCCAGCUCUGGAGAACGAAGAGAUGGUGGUGAUCAUGGUGUACUAACUUUCUGCAGAAUUGGUGGCUUCAGAAAGAGUGGUGGUGACACCAGACCAGCUGAGGAGGAGCAGGAAGACGUUCGAGGGGUACUCAAAAGACGAGUGGAAACCCGGGAGCAUACAGAAGAGAGGCUUCGACAGCAGGAAGCAGAGCAGCUUGAUUUCCGUGACAUUUUGGGGAAGAAAGUCAACACUAAAAGCUUUUCUGAGGAGGAGCUGAAAGAAAUCCCAGCUGAGCAAAUGGACUUCCGCGCUAACCUGCAGCGGCAGGUCAAGCCCAAGACCUUGUCGGAGGAGGAAAGGAAAGUUCACAGCCCUCAACAGGUGGACUUCCGUGCGGUGCUGGCCAAGAAGGGCACCCCCAAAGUCUCCUUGCCAGAGAAGGUGCCACCCCCUAAACCAGCCACCCCAGAUUUCAGAUCUGUGCUUGGCUCUAAGAAGAAGCCACCAGCUGAGAAUGGCAGCACUAAUGCCCAAGCUCGGAACACCAGCACCAAUUCUGUGGCUCAGAAUGCCAGGACCAACUCUGAAGCUCAGCAUGCCAAACCAGAGGUGAAAGAGGAGGAGAAGAAUGACACAAACUGUGCACAUGGGUGCUCAAUGGUAGAUGGUGGAAUAAUUGAGAAGAAAGUCGACAGCAAAGGAAUGGCACCAUCAUUUACAGAGAAGCUCCAGGAUACUCAUGUAAUGGAUGGUGAAAAAUUAGUGUUACAAUGUCGGAUUUCCUCUGAUCCCCCUGCAGCUGUCACCUGGACUCUAGACGGCAAAGCCAUCAAAUCAUCAAAGUUCAUUGUCAUCUCUCAAGAAGGGUCACUGUGCUCACUCACCAUUGACAAGGCCUUGCCUGAAGAUGUGGGCCAGUACCAAUGCAUAGCUGAGAACGCAGCUGGGAGAGCUGAAUGUGCUUGCAAAGUGUUGGUAGAUGAUCCCUCACCUACAAAGACCCCAAAGUCUGCUGAGAAGAAGACCAAAAAGUCAAAGAGCUCACUUCCCCCUGUACUCGCAACAGAGAGUGAAGCAACAGUGAAAAAGAAACCAGCUCCAAAGACCCCCCCAAAGGCAGUUCUUCCCCCUCAGAUCAUUCAGUUCCCAGAAGACAGAAAAGUCCGUGCUGGUGAAUCAGUGGAACUGUUUUGCAAAGUAGUAGGAACGCCACUUUUAACUUGCACCUGGAUGAAAUUCCGAAAGCAGAUUCAAGAAAAUGAACACAUCAAAAUCGAGAAUGCUGAAAACAGUAGUAAGCUAACUAUAUCCUCAACGAAGCAGGAACAUUGUGGAUGUUACACUUUAGUGGUAGAAAACAAAUUGGGCAGCAGACAAGCACAAGUCAACCUCACAGUUGUCGAUAAACCUGAUCCCCCAGCCGGAAAACCCUGUGCCUCGGACAUACAAAGUUCUUCCCUCACUCUCUCUUGGUAUGGCUCUUCUUACGAUGGCGGAAGCGCUGUGCAGUCCUACACUGUGGAAACCUGGAACUCAGUGGAUAACAAAUGGACAGAUCUUACUACUUGCCGUAGCACUUCUUACAAUGUCAAGUCCCUGCUGGCUGACAGGGAGUACAAAUUCCGGGUGCGAGCUGCUAACGUGUAUGGCAUAAGUGAGCCCAGCCAAGAAUCAGAACUGGUAAAAGUAGGAGAGAAACAAGAAGAACCUAAAGAUGAAGCUGAGCUAUCCGAUGAUGAAGAGAAAGAAACAGAUGUCGACUAUCGGACAGUUACUAUAAAUACAGAACAAAAAGUUGCGGAGUUCUACAAUAUUGAAGAAAGAUUGGGAUCGGGGAAAUUUGGACAAGUCUUUAAACUUGUUGAGAAGAAAACUGGAAAAGUUUGGGCAGGAAAAUUUUUCAAAGCAUAUUCAGCUAAGGAUAAAGAAAAUAUAAGGCAGGAAAUCGGCAUCAUGAACUGUCUACAUCAUCCAAAACUUGUCCAGUGUGUAGAUGCCUUUGAAGAAAAAGCCAACAUCGUCAUGGUCUUGGAAAUUGUUUCUGGAGGAGAACUCUUUGAACGAAUCAUCGAUGAGGACUUUGAACUGACAGAGAGAGAGUGUAUUAAAUACAUGAGGCAGAUAUCGGAAGGAGUUCAGUACAUCCAUAAGCAGGGCAUUGUCCAUUUGGACUUGAAGCCGGAAAACAUUAUGUGUGUCAACAAGACUGGGGCAAGAAUCAAACUCAUUGACUUUGGACUUGCAAGAAGAUUAGAAAGUACAGGUUCUCUGAAAGUUCUCUUUGGGACACCUGAGUUUGUGGCUCCAGAAGUUAUAAACUAUGAACCUAUUGGAUAUGCCACAGAUAUGUGGAGUAUAGGAGUUAUCUGCUACAUCUUGGUCAGUGGACUUUCUCCUUUCAUGGGAGACAAUGACAAUGAAACUUUAGCCAAUGUUACCUCAGCAACCUGGGACUUUGAUGAUGAAGCUUUUGAUGAAAUCUCUGAUGAUGCCAAGGACUUUAUUAGCAAUCUGCUAAAGAAGGAUAUGAAGAGCCGCUUAGAUUGUACUCAAUGUCUUCAGCAUCCUUGGCUGCAAAAAGACACCAAAAACAUGGAAGCCAAAAAACUUUCCAAAGAUAGGAUGAAGAAAUAUAUGGCCAGAAGAAAAUGGCAGAAAACAGGUCAUGCUGUCCGAGCCAUAGGGAGACUAUCCUCCAUGGCAAUGAUUUCUGGUCUGAGUGGAAGGAAGGCCUCUACAAGCUCACCUACCAGUCCUAUAAAUAAAGAUAAAGUAGACCUGGAUGAUGAUGCUGCCAGGGCUUUCCUUGAAGCACUGGCAGAGGAAAAACCCCAUGUAAAGCCAUAUUUUACUAAAACAAUCCUGGACAUAGAAGUUGUGGAAGGAAGUGCUGCUAGAUUUGACUGCAAAAUUGAAGGCUACCCUGACCCUGAGGUAAUCUGGUACAAAGAUGACCAAUCUAUUAAAGAGUCUCGUCACUUCCAGAUAGAUUAUGAUGAGGAUGGGAACUGUUCUUUGACUAUUUCUGAAGUUUGUGGGGACGAUGAUGCCAAAUACACCUGCAAAGCUGUUAAUAGCCUUGGGGAAGCAACUUGUACCGCAGAACUCCUUGUGGAAACAAUGGGAAAAGAAGAAGAGGAGGAGGAAGAGGAAGAAGAAGAAUGAAACAAGACUCAAAGGAGAAGAUAUUUGAAAAAUCACAUUAUAAAGACUAUAUCUCUAAAGCUCAGAAAACCAAGUUAUUAAAAACACCUAGUGUGAUACAUCAUUAGGGGGGAAGGUGUUGUUUUUUCAGCAUUAUCAGUUGAUACCUGUUUGUUUUAUUUAUGGGCAUUAAGUGGAAACAGCAGGCACUUUAAGUUGCUAUGGUGAUUGGAUUUAGUUUAAGUAAGUCGGUUGUUGCCCAGCCUAUUUUUAAUGUGAAAGUAUCAUACUAACCUACGAUUAUAACCUGCAUUUAUAAAUACCCUAUUUAUUGAGCUCAUUCAUUUGCACCGUCACUCUCAUCAACCAAUACUAUAGCUGUGGUGGCUCCCUGAGAUCUACAUUUAUCUCUAUGCCCAGAAAUCUUUUAUCAAACACACACAAAGAUUCUUUUGGUCUUAAUACAAUUGAACCCUCCCAUAGUAAAGUCAUUCUUCACAUAAGUUAACUAUGAGGGAAGGUUACACUAUAACCAGCAUUGCAGUUUGCACGCUGUAAUAAAAUGAAACAAUCUUAGUCUUUCCUCCUCUUUAAAAUAGUUUCACUGUCUGACCUUUACACACACUUAGCUCUUCCAAUUUGCUAUUAGUGUAUUACUAAUUCCACUAAUCCUAGACCUCCAUGAGUUUGUAUGAGCUGAUAUUUCUUUCCUCACCUUUAACCAAGUGAUUUAACUUCUCUACUUUCUCUUGAGGUGUCUGUUACCCUGGUACAGAUACAUAUGUCUGCUUCAGAAACAAACUGAAAAUUUAAAGAACCAGAAACCUUGCAGUUGUGCUUGUCAUUUUAAUAAAGAUUCAUAGUUCAUAUAAGUGCUGCUAGGAACUAUAGGUUAUUGUACAUCCAUUAACUUUUAUCUGUGUGUGGAAACCUAGUUUAGUUAAAAAUGUACUUGUACUUAAUCUGGCCAUUAUAAAACAGAUCUCAACUGAUGAUUAGCUGGAAAUUGCCACAGAUUUUUGGAGUAGCCAAAAAAAAAAGUAGUUUGGAUUACAAACUUCUUUAUGCCAAGCAAUUACCAAAGAAUGUGCUUGACAGUCUAGUUUUCAUCUUGAGCCUGUCAGGAAGGCUGAUGUCCUCAAAACAUUUUUGCAAAAAACAAAAACAAAAAAAUCCAGAAAAUGUUUUUCUUCUCAAAAGUGAUUAAUGCACUCAGACUGAGUAACUUUCCUUUCCUCUCACACUAUUGGCACUUGUUAAUUCUUUUUGUUCAAGAGUAAUAUCAGAGGCCAUACGAUGAUAUGCAUAAUCCAAUGAGAAUACAUUUCCAGUAUCUGUACAUCAUUCCAAAUGUAUGUUUUUUUCCUUUUUUCCACUUUUUGUGUGUAGAGUACAACAAUUUUAAAUUUCAAGGAGUACCUUUAAAAAAAAACAACUUAACUUAGUUCCACAAAUUAAAGUAUCAAGUGUACUUUUAUACAGAUGUAUAUGAUAUCAACUUUAGGAUGUUUGAUAUUACCUAGUUUUGUGUUUUAUAUUAUUUGCUCUUCUACAUGUCUUUAAAGUAAAAUCAAGGUCAACUAAUGUGGAUCACACAAUGUUUUUUUAAAUAACUGCUUAGCUCUUUGUUGCUAGGUUCAAUUUGCCAGCACCAGCAUGUCUUUUCCUUUUAAAUGGGUAAAGAACUCUUGUUAUACUAAACACAAUAUUGCCACUACUCCUUAUAAGGAAAGGUUUUUUAAAUCUGAUUUAGAGCAUACAGAGUUUUCCUCACAUGUUUUAAAUGUGUUUAGGUAACAAUGGGGUGUCUUUUGUACCUUAAUAAAAUAUGCAAAUGUUUUCCCAUUUUGUUAAACCAUCAGAAUUGGGAGAAAUGAGAACACUACAGCUGUAGUUACUCACGAUUUUUAAAUAAAUAAUACCACA
Messenger RNA from Caretta caretta (loggerhead turtle), 7915 nucleotides. RefSeq names its product myosin light chain kinase (gene MYLK). Lineage: Eukaryota; Metazoa; Chordata; Testudines; Cheloniidae. Gene Ontology annotation, biological process: protein phosphorylation; tonic smooth muscle contraction. Gene Ontology annotation, molecular function: ATP binding; myosin light chain kinase activity; protein binding. The record is from RefSeq and is a predicted model, not a curated record. Gene Ontology annotation, cellular component: cytoplasm; lamellipodium; cleavage furrow.